AUGGCACUAGCAGAAGUACGUACUAACUAUGUUUUGGUGCUGCUUCUUGUUUUCUUGACUAUGGUCCCUAAUGUUACGAGUAGCGUUGGAGUGAACUGGGGCACCAUGACUACGCACCAACUCCCACCAGAUAAUGUGGUACAGAUGCUGAAGGAAAAUGGGUUUGACAAGUUGAAGUUGUUUGAUGCCGAUGAGAGGAUUAUGGCAGCUCUUAUUGGAACUGACAUUGAAGUAAUGCUAGCUAUACCCAAUCACAUGUUGCAUGAGAUCAGUCAAGAUCCUAUGGCUGCUACUGCUUGGGUUGAUGAAAAUAUAACUAGUUGGUCUUAUACUGGUGGGGUCAAAAUCAGGUAUGUAGCUGUUGGCAAUGAACCUUUCCUGCAAACAUAUAAUGGCACAUAUCUACAUUCAACAUUACCUGCUCUAAAAAAUAUCCAGCAUGCCCUCAACCGCGCUGAGCUUGGCUCCCAUGUCAAAGCCACAGUCCCCUUCAAUGCUGACAUUUACAACUCCCCUGAAUCGAACCCAGUCCCAUCUGCUGGUGACUUCAGACCUGAUGUUCGAGACCUCACAAUUGAAACAAUCCAGUUUCUGUAUGAAAACGAUGCCCCCUUCACUGUCAACAUCUAUCCAUUCCUAAGUCUGUACGGAGACCCUAACUUCCCGUUCGACUUUGCGUUUUUUGAUGGAUCAAAGAAGCCAAUCACAGAUGGUGACUCAAUAUACACCAAUGCUUUUGAUGCAAAUCUUGACACCCUCUUAUGGUCACUGGACAAGGCUGGGUUUCCUGACAUGCAGGUCAUGAUUGGAGAAGUUGGUUGGCCAACUGAUGGUGACAAAAAUGCUGAUAUCCAAAAUGCCAAGAGGUUCAACCAAGGAUUGAUUCGACACGCUUUGAGUGGAAAAGGAACGCCAAAAAGAAAAGGUAAAAAUAUUGAGGUCUAUCUAUUUAGCCUAAUUGAUGAGAAUGCUAAAGCAGUUGCUCCAGGUAGCUUCGAAAGGCAUUGGGGGAUCUUUGAGUUUGAUGGGAAGCCCAAAUACGGAUUGGAUUUGUUGGGUUUGGAAGAGGAUAAGGGUCUGACUCCAGUGGAGGGAGUAAGGUAUCAGCCCAGAAGGUGGUGUGUUCUAGACCCUGAAGCAACUGAUUUAACCGACUUACCAGAUAGCGUUGACUAUGCUUGUAGUCAAUCAGAUUGUACUGCUUUAGGUUACGGGUCUUCUUGUAACCAUCUAAGUGCUCAAGGGAAUGCUUCUUAUGCCUUUAACAUGUACUAUCAACUUAAAAACCAGGGAUAUUGGGACUGUGAUUUCUCUGGUUUGGCUCUGGUUACAGACAACGAUCCAUCUGAUGAGGACUGCCAGUUCCCAGUAAUGAUUGCUUAUGGUUAUUCAAUGCUACAGAAUAGGAGUGGGCUUUUAGAUGUAUUACUUAGAAUUAUUGUCAUCUUCUCACUGCUGCUUCUCUGA
Molecule: messenger RNA, 1467 nt
Organism: Dovyalis caffra
Lineage: Eukaryota; Viridiplantae; Streptophyta; Magnoliopsida; Malpighiales; Salicaceae
Source: the annotation of a GenBank genome assembly